UACUGCAGCCUGGCCCUCUACCUCAUCCUUCCUUCGACCAACAUGGCGCCUGCACCCGUUGCAGACGAGUACGACUUGGAAUCAAAUGGCCAGGAGUAUGGAGAGGACGAGGAGCAGAGACUGGUCAAUGAAGAGUACAAAACGUGGAAGAAGAACUCGCCCUUCCUUUACGAUAUGAUAUUAAGCCACGCCCUGCCUUGGCCUACACUAACGGUUCAGUGGUUCCCGGACGUUAAGGAGCCCGAAGGCAAGGAGCGUCGCAUCCACCGUCUGCUGAUAGGGACACACACCUCGGAUGGGAAGCCCAAUCACGUUCAAAUUGCGGAAGUCGAGGUUCCUAACAAUAUUAGCCCUAAUGCCCGCGACUACGAUGACGACCGGGGUGAGAUCGGUGGAUAUGGCAAGGCAUCUGCCUCUGCCGAUACCGCUGCAAUGAGGUUCAAAGUUGUGCAACGAAUUGACCAUCCGGGUGAAGUCAACAAAGCCCGUUAUUGUCCGCAGAAUCCUGACCUGAUUGCUACUUUGGCAGUUGAUGGCUCUAUUCUCAUUUUUGAUAGAACUAAGCACAGCUCGGAGCCAAAUGGCCAGGUUAACCCUCAAAUUAAGCUACAAGGCCAUAGCCAGGAAGGCUUCGGACUUGAUUGGAAUCCUCAUGUUGAGGGCUCAUUAGCGUCGGGAAGUGAAGACCAGACCGUUUGCCUCUGGGAUCUUCAAUCACUUGAAAGCGGCAAAAACACGUUGGAUCCUUCCCGUCGCUACACACAUCAUUCCAACAUUGUUAACGAUGUUCAAUAUCAUCCCAUAUCCCGCCACUUCAUCGGUAGCGUCUCCGACGAUUUGACCCUACAAAUACUGGAUGUGCGGCAGUCAUCUACGUCUCAGUCGUCCCUGACUGCGAAAAAUGGGCAUAGUGACGCUAUCAACGCACUGGCGUUUAAUCCGUCUACUGAGGUCUUGGUAGCUACUGCAUCGGCAGAUAAGACUAUUGGGAUCUGGGAUUUGCGCAACGUUAAGGAGAAGGUGCAUACUCUCGAAGGCCAUCAGGAUGCCGUCACAUCACUUUCCUGGCACCCACACGAGGCUGGCAUCCUAGGAAGCGCUAGCUAUGACCGACGGAUGAUCUUCUGGGAUCUCAGCCGGGUGGGCGAGGAACAGCAGCCUGAUGACCAGGAGGAUGGACCUCCCGAACUGUUAUUCAUGCAUGGUGGCCAUACCAACCACCUGGCAGAUUUCAGCUGGAACCGUAAUGAACCGUGGUUAGUGGCCAGCGCGGCUGAAGACAAUAUGCUUCAAGUCUGGAAGGUUGCAAACGCGAUUGUAGGCAGAGAUGAGGCGGAUCUCCCUUUGGAUGAACUUGGCAGGUAAAGAUGAGAGGCGGCGCGUCGAUACCCGAUUCAAGGCGAUGGUUCGAAAAGAAGCGAGACUCUCACAUUGCUGACGCACAGCUCAGUAGGAAUGACAAGGGUAAAAAAGGUACCGGUAGGCGCAGAUAAUUAUACGAUGCGAAAAGAUCAGAACGCAUUCAGCGGCAACGAGCUGCUCGCUCGCUCAGCGGUGGCGAGCCCUCAGCUGGUGGGAAAUAAGAAAUUUUACUACAUCGUGACAAUCAUAACAACUUCACCGUUCUCGGUGGCAUGACACACAGAAAGCAGCCUCAACUUGGCAAUUGUGCCAUCGACUACAUAGGCAGUUGGGUUUGUAAUGAGCAUACCGGGUUGAAUCAGGAAUAAGUGUUGUUGGUCAGUGUCUCUUGGUUUCAUGUUCAUGUUACUGUGGAGAGAAAUCAUCUGCCUUGUGUUUACCGGUUGCUUCUAUCUUUGAUGCUCUUCUGAGGAGGGACUGAGGGACUGAGAGAAUGUUACAAUAAAAUUCGCCAAGACUCCCUAUGUGAUCCUUUUGAAGCGAGGCGACUAUGGUGGCCAUAGCUAACUAAAUAAGUGGUGUACUUAGGUACCUUAGGUAUCCUAUUGAAUGUGGGGUAGGGGGUCCCUUUAGUGCAGUCAGGUAGGUACCUCUAGGCACCGACAGUGAGAGGUACUCACGGAGUAACAUGGCAUUUUGGAC
Molecule: messenger RNA, 2064 nt
Organism: Xylaria bambusicola
Lineage: Eukaryota; Fungi; Ascomycota; Sordariomycetes; Xylariales; Xylariaceae
Product: WD domain-containing protein
Exons: 7
Coding region: 43-1365 (440 amino acids)
Biological process (GO): regulation of gene expression
Cellular component (GO): Rpd3L-Expanded complex; nucleus; cytoplasm
Molecular function (GO): histone binding
Source: RefSeq, a predicted model, not a curated record